UAGGAGAACUGUCGCUCUAAGGGGCGUGUGUUAAAGGGGGGAUCGCUGAUGCACCUUGUGGCGUUCCACGAGCCAGCAGCAGAUGCGACCAGUUGGACCUUCUGGUGAAAGUAGACUCCAUGGUAACAGCGAUGGCAGAAUGCGAAACACGUCAGAGACUGGUGCGCACCGUCAAGAAGGAGGUGAAGCAGAUUAUGGAGGAGGCUGUCACGCGAAAGUUUGUCCAUGAAGACAGCAGCCAUAUUGUUUCGUUCUGUGCGGCGGUGGAGGCGUGCGUCCUGCACGGGCUGAAGCGACGCGCGGCUGGCUUCCUGCGCAGCAACAAGGUGGCUGCGCUCUUCACCAAGGUGGGCAAGAGCUUCGCCCCUGCCCACGACCUCUGCAGGAAGACCCAGGAGCUGGAGCAGCUCGUGGAGACCAAGAGAACCCAGAGCCUGCAGAGCCAGGACGGCUUGAGACGGUUGACCCGGCUGCCCAGCCUAACCCCCCACUCCUCCAAAAACCUGUGGAUCCGCACCGCCCUGUUUGAGAAGGUCCUGGACAAGAUCGUGGUUUACCUUGUGGAGAACAGUAGUAAAUUCUACGAGAAAGAGGCUGUUCUCAUGGACCCAGUGGAUGGGCCCAUCCUCGCUUCUCUGCUGGUGGGGCCGUGCGCACUGGAGUACACCAAGAUGAAGACGGCCGACCACUUCUGGACGGACCCGUCAGCAGACGAGCUGGUGCAGAGACACCGCAUCCACGGAGGCCACUGCCGACAGGACUCCCCCAGCAAGAGGCCCGCUCUGUGUUUCCAGAAGAGGCACUCCAGCAGCAGCAUGGACGAGCGGCCCUCCCCCUCGCCGUCCGCCCGCGACUACGUUGAGUCCCUGCACCAGAACAACAGAGCCACCCUGCUGUUUGGGAAGAACAACGUCCUGGUCCAGCCGAGAGACGACAUGGAGGCCGUUCCAGGGUACCUCUCUCUACACCAGACCGCCGAGGUCAUGACCUUGAAGUGGACGCCCAACCAGCUAAUGAACGGAUCUGUGGGAGACCUGGACUAUGAGCACAGUGUGUACUGGGACUACGCUAUGACCAUUCUGCUGCAGGAGAUUGUCUACCUGCACUGCCAUCAACUGGUGGACAGUGGGGGCACGGUGGUGCUUGUGAGCCAGGACGGCAUCCAGAGACCCCCGCUGCGCUUCCCUAAAGGAGGCCACCUGCUGCAGUUCCUCUCCUGCCUGGAGACCGGCCUGCUGCCCCACGGCCAGCUGGACCCCCCUCUCUGGUCCCAGAGGGGAAAGGGGAAGGUGUUUCCUAAGCUCCGGAACCGGGUCGCUCCCGUAUCGGGAUCAUCAGAGUCGGUGUCCGACAAGGAGGAGGACGAGGCCACGGACUACGUCUUCCGCAUCCUGUUUCCCAACAGCCAAUCAGAGUUUGACCUGAUGGAGCAGGGUGCUCCGCUGUGGCAGCCCACCCUGAGGAAGGCUUCCUGCUCGUCCUGCUCCCCCCGGAGUCUGUCGGAGGGGGCGCCGCCGGACGGCUGCAACCACGAGCGGGCCCCUCUUAAGCUGCUGUGUGACAACAUGAAGAACCAGAUCAUCUCCCGGGCGUUUUACGGCUGGCUGGCGUACUGCCGCCACCUGUCCACGGUGAGGACACACCUCUCGGCGCUGGUGAACCACGCCAUCGUGGAGCCCGACGCGCCCGCCGACGCCAACGCCGGCCUGACCCCCCGCGUGUGGCGCCUCUUCCUGCAGGACCGCACCGCCUAUGAGGAGAAGGAGCUGCUCCGAUUGGUCUACUUUGGGGGUGUGGAGCCGUCGCUGAGGAAGGAAGUGUGGCCUUUCCUCCUGGGUCACUACCAGUUUUCAAUGUCCGAACCUGAAAGGAAGGAGGUGGACGAGCAGGUGAAGGCGGGCUACCAGCGGACCAUGGGCGAGUGGCUGGGCUGCGAGGCCAUCGUGCGCGAGCGGGAAAAGGAGCAGCACGCGGCCGCCAUCGCCAAGUGCUCCGGGGCCAGCGUGGACAGCUCCAGCCAGCCGCUUGUGCACCGCGACUCCACCCUCAGCAACGAGUCUUCCCAGAGCUGCAGCUCUGACCAGCAGAGUCUGGCCCGUCUGCAGAGUGACUCCAGCAGCAGCACCCAGGUCUUUGAGUCGGUGGAAGAGGUGGACCAGAUCGAGGCCGAGGCGGAGACCAAGGGCCCCGGGGCCAAGCAGGCCCCCCGGGUCCCCAACGGGGUGCUCCAGAACGGGGUCAGCUCCCCCGACUCCGGGCACCCGUCCUCCCGCAACUUCUCCGUCACCUCGGGCCUGUCGGACGUCUCCUUCAGCACCGAGGACAGCGCCUACCUCAGAGAUGAGGAGAAGCCCUCUGAGCGGAGGAAGAGCCGUGGAGCGCCGGGGGUUGUGGAGGCCCGGGCUGAAGGAGAAGGGGAGCAGCCGGGUGCGGCCGGGGCAGAGCAGGCUCCAGACGGACACACGGACACAGUGGAGGGGGAGGACCAAGAGCCCACGCCACCAAAGGACGCCUCCCAGUCCGAGGCCGCGGCCAGCCAAGUGCCUCAGGGGGACACCGACAGGAACGCAGAAGGAGAAGAAGGCGCUGGGCCAGAACAGACAAGGGAGUUCAAAUCCAAAGAGGCAAAGGACAGCUGGGCACCGCGAGAGCUGGUGGCCACCGAGGGAGACGAGGUCGUCGCAGGAGGCGAGACGGAGGAGGCGGAGAUCCCUGCUGCACUCAAGAGCCUCCUCCUGACCGGGCCGUGCCCAGCGGAGGCCUACCGCCCCGCCCGGGGGCCCCGGGCUCCCAGCGACUCGGAGUCCGAGUCCCCGUCGGCCAUAGAGAUGGAGGACAUCCCCAAAGGCAGCGUGUCCACGGGGCCGUGGGACGGGAAGGGCCGGUGUGAGGGCUGGUCCUCCUCAGGGGAACUGCGGGGGGAGGCCGGGCCAGAGGGAGCCCGGUCCACCCUGUCUGAAGAGCCCCAGAUGGAGAGCCUCUACCCCCCCUGCGACCCCCCGGCCGAGACCCAGGGGGCCGAGGAUGAAGUGUCCUCCCCGGUCGAGUCCAAGCCCGCCUACUCCCAGGAGCUCCUGGACCUGUACACACUGAACCUGCACCGCAUCGACAAGGACGUGCAGCGCUGCGACCGCAACUACAUUUACUUCAGCCCCGCCAACCUGGACAAGCUGCGCAACAUCAUGUGCAGUUAUAUCUGGCGCCACCUGGAGGUGGGCUACGUGCAGGGCAUGUGUGACCUGCUGGCUCCUCUCCUGGUCAUCCUGGACGACGAGGCCAUGGCCUUCAGCUGCUUCACCCAGCUCAUGAAGAGGAUGAAUCACAACUUCCCACACGGAGGCGCGAUGGACACACAUUUCGCCAACAUGCGUUCCCUCAUCCAGAUCCUGGACUCUGAGCUCUUUGAGCUGAUGCACCAGAACGGGGACUACACCCACUUCUACUUCUGCUACCGCUGGUUCCUGCUGGACUUCAAGAGAGAGCUGGUGUACGACGAUGUGUUUUCUGUGUGGGAGACCAUCUGGGUGGCCAAGUACGCGUCCUCGGGUCACUUCGUCCUGUUCAUCGCCCUGGCGCUUGUGGAGAUCUACCGGGACAUCAUCCUGGAGAACAACAUGGACUUCACCGACAUCAUCAAGUUCUUCAACGAAAUGGCCGAGCACCACAACAUCAAGCAGGUCCUGCCUCUGGCCCGAGAGCUAGUGUGUAAGGUUCAGAUGCUCAUUGAAAACAAGUGAAACUCCUUUCCUCCUUGAUGUUACGUAUUAGCUUUUGCAGCAACAGAGCACAGAAAUUUAAAGUCGCAAUGUGUAAGAUUGAGCUCUUCCCAGUAAGUAGGCAGGAGUCUUUCAGAAUAAAAACAAACUCCAUAACAGUUUUCGGUUCACGCUUUCGUUAACUGGCUCUGCAACUGUCUGAUGCGCCCCAGCGUUGCUCGGC
Messenger RNA from Gadus chalcogrammus (walleye pollock), 3939 nucleotides. RefSeq names its product small G protein signaling modulator 1a (gene sgsm1a). The record is from RefSeq and is a predicted model, not a curated record. Gene Ontology annotation, molecular function: GTPase activator activity. The transcript is spliced from 26 exons. Lineage: Eukaryota; Metazoa; Chordata; Actinopteri; Gadiformes; Gadidae. Gene Ontology annotation, biological process: activation of GTPase activity. Bases 120 to 3737 code for a protein of 1205 amino acids.